Molecule: messenger RNA, 972 nt
Organism: Cuculus canorus (common cuckoo)
Lineage: Eukaryota; Metazoa; Chordata; Aves; Cuculiformes; Cuculidae
Gene: TNNT1
Product: troponin T1, slow skeletal type
Exons: 13
Coding region: 108-854 (248 amino acids)
Biological process (GO): regulation of muscle contraction; slow-twitch skeletal muscle fiber contraction; sarcomere organization
Cellular component (GO): troponin complex
Molecular function (GO): tropomyosin binding; troponin T binding
Source: RefSeq, a predicted model, not a curated record
UCUACGGCGCCGCCGCCUUCGGGGAGCGGAACGAGCGCUGCGAGUGCCGCACCUGCGAGAGGACCCCCCAAGUGCCGCCAUGUCGGAGCCCGAGGAGGAGAUCGAGGAUGGAGGAACCGGAGGAGGAGGAGGAGGAGGAGGAAGGCUCGGACCCCCCAAAACCAGCGGAUGAACCAGAGGAGGAGCGGCCCCGGCCCCGACCCGUCGUACCCCAACUGGCGCCCCCCAAAAUCCCCGAGGGGGAGAGAGUGGACUUCGAUGACAUCCACCGUAAGCGGAUGGAGAAGGAUCUCCUCGAGCUCCAAACGCUCAUUGAGGCGCAUUUCGAGCAGCGCCGCCGCGAAGAGGGGGAGUUGGUGGCUCUGAUGGAGAGAAUUGAGCGUCGCCGCGCGGAGCGGAACGAGCAACUGCGGAGCCGCACUGAGAAGGAACGAGAGCGACAGGCGAGGCUGGCGGAGGAGCGGAUGCGAAAGGAGGAGGAAGAGGCGAAGAAGAGAGCGGAGGACGAUGCGAAGAAGAAGAAAGUGCUGUCGGCGAUGCCCCAUUUCGGGGGGUACCUCGCAAAGGCGGAGCAGCGCCGCGGCCGCCGCCAAACGGGGCGAGAGACGAAACUGCGGAUUCUCGCGGAGAGACGGAAACCGCUGAACAUUGAGGGAAUGCGCGAAGAGGAACUGCGGCUGAAGGCUCAGUCCCUUCACUCGUGGAUUCGUCAACUCGAGUCCGAGAAGUUCGAUCUCAUGGAGAAACUGAGGCGACAGCGCUAUGAGAUCAAUGUCCUCUAUAACCGCAUCAGUCACGCCCAGAAAUUCAAGAAGGUCGUCGGCAAAGGGCGCGUCGGCGGCCGCUGGAAGUGACUCCGCCCCCAAUAAACGUCACUUCCGGUCCCGAGUCGCGUCUCACUGUGGUCUCUUCCGGGUUUUAUCUCACGGCGCGCGAAGCCCGGCUGUUACGUCACUUCCGGGUUAUCCCUCC